Odobenus rosmarus divergens (Pacific walrus) is the source of this 777-nucleotide messenger RNA. RefSeq names its product interleukin 27 (gene IL27). Gene Ontology annotation, biological process: regulation of T cell proliferation; regulation of T-helper 1 cell differentiation. Lineage: Eukaryota; Metazoa; Chordata; Mammalia; Carnivora; Odobenidae. Bases 67 to 777 code for a protein of 236 amino acids. Gene Ontology annotation, molecular function: interleukin-27 receptor binding. The transcript has 5 exons. The record is from RefSeq and is a predicted model, not a curated record.
CCGGCGCAGCCCCCAGUAUAAGACCCCUGCCCGGGAGAUGGCUGGCCACACAGGCUGGGCCCCGCUAUGGGCCAGAUGGCAGGCGACCUUGGCUGGCGGCUCAGCCUUUUGCUGCUCUCCUUGCUCCUGGCUCGAGCUGGUGUCUGGGGAUUCCCGAGACCGCCAGGGAGGUCCCCCCUGAGCCUGCAGGAGUUGCGGAGGGAGUUCAAGGUCAGCCUGCAGCUCGCCAGGAAGCUAUUCUCCGAGGUUCGGACCCAGGCCCACCGCUUUGCUGAAUCUCACCUGCCAGGAGUGAGCCUGGACCUCCUGCCCCUGGGACAUCAGCUCCCCAAUGUCUCCCUGACCUUCCAGGCCUGGCACAGCCUCUCUGACUCAGAACGACUCUGCUUCCUCUCCAUGAUGCUUCGCCCCUUCCAUGCCCUCUUGGGAGGCCUGGGAAGCCAGAGGGGCUGGACCAGCUCAGAGAAGAUGCAGCUGUGGACCAUGAGGCUGGAUCUCCGGGAUUUGCAGCAGCAUCUCCGCUUCCAGGUGCUGGCUGCGGGACUCAACCUCCCCGAGGAGGAGAAUGAGGAGAGGAAGGGGCUGCCCGAACGGGCUCCGGGUGGCCCCUCACACAUGUCAGCACAGCUGUCCUGGCCCCAGCUCCUCUACACCUACCAGUUGCUGCACUCCUUGGAGCUUGUCUUGGCUCGGGCCGUGAGGGACUUACUCUUGCUCUCCCAAGCCGGAAACCCAGCCCCACCCUUGGGGUGCUCAACAGUCAGCUCCCAGCCCUGA